UUCAUUAAUAUCCUUAAACAUAUAUAUACAUAGGCUCUUGUGUGGUCAUUAAUCAUUAAUGAUGAGGGCACCAUGGAUCUGUUAUUGUUUUGCCUUGUUUCUCAUCUUCAAUUGCUGCUCAACCACUGCCAAGUCAUCCUUUGGUUACCCUACUGCAAAUCUUUCAACCACAUGGACCAACACGGAAUCUUUACCCCAUUCUGUUAAUUUCACAGAUGGUUCAAGGGUCCGAGCCAUUCUCCUUGGAGGUUCAUCUGGGUCGAAAUUUGCUUGUGGGUUUUACUGCAAUGGAACAUGCACCUCUUACCUCUUCGCUGUCUUUAUUGUUCAAACCAACCGUGCUAGUAGUAUCGUUCUACCAGCUAGCGGGUUCCCUCAAGUGGUGUGGUCAGCAAACCGAGACUAUCCAGUUAGCUAUGGUGCAGUACUGAAUCUCACUGCAACCGGAGAAUUGGUCCUACAGGAUGUUGAUGGAAGCAAAGUUUGGUCUACCAACACCGCCGAGAAAUCUGUUGCUGGUUUAAACAUGACUGAUGAUGGGAACCUAGUGCUGGUUGAUAUUAGUGGCUCUGUGGUUUGGCAAUCUUUUGAUCACCCGACAGACUGUUUGGUACUGGGGCAAAGACUGUUUCAAGGACAACAGUUAAUACCUAGUGUUUCGUCGAAUAACUGGACUACCCAAAAAGGUUUAUAUUCUCUUCAAGUGACAGAUAAAGGAUUGUUUGCUUAUGUUGGAACAAACCCACCUCAAGCCUAUUACAGUAAACCGGUCUCUAGCAACGAUAAAAAUAAAGGAAGAAGAUACGUUAGGUUCUUGAAUGGUAGUUUGUCUUUAUUCAUUGAUACUGUUGAGCCAAGUGAACCUGAUGGCCUGAUUACCAUACCUCGAGCAUCAUCGACCCAGUAUAUGAAAUUGAUGCCGGACGGGCAUUUGAAAGUGUUUGAAUGGCAAGAAAGGUGGUUAGUGGUGGCAGACCUACUUAACAGUUAUCUUGGAGAGUGUAAUUAUCCUAUGGCUUGUGGAAGAAAUGCCCUUUGCUCAGGUAAUCAACAGUGUAGCUGUCUAGUACCAGUAAACUUCAUAGCAGUUGAUGAGCGACAACCGAACAUGGGUUGCUCUGAAAUUACUCCUCUCACAUGUAAUGCAGUCCAUGGUUUUAUUACACUUGAGAACGUUACAUACUUCAACAUUAUUGCAGACAUGGAGAAGGUGGAUAUUGAGACUUGCAAACAAGCAUGUCUCCACAAUUGCUCAUGUGUAGCAGCUAUAUUUCAUUAUGGCUCAAAUUCUUCAAGUGGGGAUUGUUUUUUACCUUUUGAGCUCUUCACAAUGAUGAAUGUUGAUCCAGAUGCAAAUCAUCAUAAUGCUUCAGCUUUCAUAAAAAUCCAAAAAGAAGGACAGCUUUCUAAGGCUAAUACAGGUGUAUCACCUGCAAGAGUUGUAUUAACUUCCAUUUUGGGAAGUGUUAUGUUUCUGAUUCUGGUUAUACGUUUCAUUAUAUACAUAAUCCAAAAGCGAAGACCGGCAGAAGAAUCUAUAGGCGAGAUACCAGGAAUGCCGACUCGGUUUUCCUAUGAAGAAUUGAAAGCUGCCACAGAGGAUUUCAGUAACAAGCUUGGUGAAGGAGGAUUCGGAGCUGUUUUUGAAGGGACUCUUAAAGAUUGCUCAAAGAUUGCAGUUAAAUGUCUUGAGGGUCUUGGGCAGGUUAACAGUUCAUUCCUAGCUGAAGUUCAAACCAUUGGAAGCAUUCACCAUGUAAAUCUGGUUACGCUCAGAGGAUUUUGUGCAUGGAAAUCAAAACGUUUUCUCGUGUAUGAAUUCAUGAGUAAUGGAUCAUUAGAUCGGUGGAUCUACCAUGGAAUCCGAGAGCACGCACUGGAAUGGGAAUGCAGAAAGAAAAUCAUUCUUGAUGUAGCCAAGGGUCUAGCAUAUCUUCAUGAAGAAUGUAGGCAAAAAAUCAUCCACUUAGAUAUUAAACCUCAAAACAUAUUGCUGGACAGUGAUUUCAACGCCAAAGUAUCAGAUUUCGGGUUGUCAAAGCUCAUAGACAGAAAUCAAUCCGAAGUGAUGACUACGAUGAGAGGAACCCCGGGAUAUCUAGCUCCAGAAUGGUUGAGCUCAGUUAUUACUGAAAAAGUGGAUGUAUACGGCUUUGGGAUCAUUCUCCUAGAGAUGUUGUGUGGGAGGAAGAAAUUUGACAAAUCUCAGCCUGAAGAAAGCCAGCACUUACUUGAUGUGCUUCAAAAAUGUUGGGAACAGGGAACUCUGAAAGAUAUGGUUGACAAGUACAGUGAAGAUAUGGAGACACACAGUUCAGAAGUUGUGGAGAUGAUGAAAUUGGCUUCAUGGUGUUUACAAUAUGACUAUACGAAAAGGCCUUCAAUGUCGAUGGUGGUUAAGGUGUUAGAUGGCGUAAUGGAAGUUGAAUCUAGGUUGGAUUACAACUUCACGGAUCCUGGAAUGCAAAACGCAGCAGUUGAAGCAGAGAAAGAUAUGACACCAUUGAUGGCUUCUGUUAUUUCUGGUCCUAGCUCCUAGGUAAGUAACCAUGAGGUUCUAGUGGAUGACAUGUAUGCACAUUCGCAAUGUUUCAUGGGUUUUUUGGUGUUCUUUUGUCUUAAACUUUUGGUAUAAGAAUAUGUCCUAGUUGACUAGCAUUGGUAUGGUUACUAGCAUGUAUCUUG
This is a messenger RNA of Helianthus annuus (common sunflower), 2685 nucleotides long. RefSeq names its product G-type lectin S-receptor-like serine/threonine-protein kinase SD2-5. Gene Ontology annotation, molecular function: ATP binding; protein serine/threonine kinase activity. The coding region runs from base 59 to 2539 and encodes 826 amino acids. Gene Ontology annotation, biological process: protein phosphorylation. NCBI's taxonomy places the organism in Eukaryota, Viridiplantae, Streptophyta, Magnoliopsida, Asterales, Asteraceae. The record is from RefSeq and is a predicted model, not a curated record. The transcript has a single exon.